AUGGCGGGAAAGGGUUUCGCUACCGUUGUCCUCGCUUGUUCAAUGACUUCUACCUGCUCAUUCAAUAAGCUUGAAGAUACUCUACUUUCUAACCUGGAGUCUUCGCAGUGGAGAGUUCGCGGUGACGCUCUUGACACGAUUGCCAAGCAUAUCAAUACAUCUUCUUUGUCACCUGGAGAUUGUAGCUUCGUCGUUAAAGCGCUUCUACAAGUUGUUGGCACCGACAAACAUAGCGUUCUGGUUACCAAAGCUGCGACCAUCUUGCAACAGCUGGUGCAACACCUCAAAUCGGAUUUUGCUCAGUAUGCCGCGAAUAGUCUGUCCGUUUGUCUUGCAAAGUUUAAAGAUAGGACUCAAAGUGUGUCACAAGCUCUACGUUCCGUUGCUCGUUCCAUGCUAGACACGCUUGCUCUGGAUCCGGCGCUUGCAGUUUUAUCUACUUCUCUAAGUAGUCCAUCGCCUAACGUUCAGUCCGAGGCGACGGAACUGCUGGCAUACUGCUUGAUCAUACACAGCCGCAUGUCCCAUACAGCUGACCCCAUAACGCAGCCUCAGAGGGUACGCCAUGUGAAGCCUUUGUUGCCCAUGCUUAAGAAGUUAAUGGAACAUCGUACUCCUGAAUGUCGCGAGGCUGGCAUUCAAGCUGUUGCUGCCACUCAGUUGUUUCUCGGUGAGAAUUCCAGAGAGUUUAAUUCGCUUUACGACGAUCUCGAUGAUCUUCGUAGAACUAAAGUGAACGUUACACUGGAAACGCUGAAAUCUACGAUUACAGAACGUAAUACUGCAACCGCUUGUAUUGCGCAACAUUCCGAGAGUAUCAAGAACUCGAAGAAGUGCAGGAACACGCGUCCACAGACUUCAAACGAUGCCUACCGAGAUAACGUUUCAGAAGCACCAACUAUCAGUAUCAAGGGUGCAGGACAUACGCACGUUUUACGGGAUGAAUCGGGCACCAACGAUUCAAAGACACCGUCCCAGUUACUUCCUACACGGAAAUCGAAGGUUUCCAAGCCAAAGAUGAACAAAAAGUUCACUUCACAUGAGGAGAAUUACGACUCUCCUUCGUCUCCUGAAGUUGCAACUCAGAAUGUCAGUGCUUACUUCAUCACCGUGCCUAUCGAUCAGUUGGCCGAUGCAGACUGGAAGGUUCGCCUGGUGGCAGCCGAAUCAAUGAAAAGCAAGAUCUCAUCGGACAUUCCUAGCGAGAACCUGCUCUUGGACAUCUUGCAUUUUAUACUGAAAAGUGAUCGUUUACGGGACAUCAACUUUCAGGUUCGCUGUACCUUACUGGAUAUCGUCAACUUGCUCCUGUUAUCUUUGAAACGCAGGCAGCGUUUUUUGACGGAUCGUUUAGUUCAACCUUUGUGCGAGCAAUUGGUUCCGAACUUACCGGAUUCGAAGGCUCGGAAAUUCGCCACAGAUGCCCUAAAUCUGAUCGCCAUGCUUUCAGCACCAAAUGUGCUCUCGACUUAUCUCUUCCCCAUCAUCCUUGGUUUGAAAAACCCCGUCGUUCACACUGCAUCGCUGAAGUGGUUAGCCUCAGCGGUUCGAAGUUUAUACUUGAGGUUCGAGCUGGACGAGAUCGUCGAGGUCAUUCGUCACGCACUGGGUUCCGCCAAUCCUUCCGUUCGUACCGCUGCUAUUCUUCUAGCGGGGACUGUGCACGUCAGCCCAUCGAAUGUGAAAGGCCGCUUGCGUGCCUUGUUGUCCGAGGAAAAGCCCGUACUUCUUAAUCGUCUUGAGUCUGAGUUCGCUCGUUGCGAAGCUGAUUUAUCCGCUGGUAACACCACCACAUCGGAUGUUAGCCAUGAGGCCUACCGUUCCUCUUCAUCCACGCAGGAAUCAGUGGAGCCAGGUCGUGCGGACACAACGUUUGCCGGUGGUAGCCAGUGUCGCCCUGUCGCUAAGGCCGACGAAACAGUGCACUCCGAAGAUCUCACUUAUGUGGAAGAUGAACCGGCGCCCAUGAAGGGUGUCAUCAACGCUCUGACUAACUCGAGACAAGUGGUACCCAAGCCUCUAGUCAAUGUAUUAUUCUUCGUGGAACCUAACCAAACGGCCACUUUAAUGGAGGCUAAGCAAGCACGUUUGGCCAAACUUACUAAGACAAUGUGCAUCGACUCGGAGAAACUGCGCAUCCUUUUUGCCGAUGUGAAUGCCAAUCCACUGUUGAUCCACUCCCUGUUCGCUCCGGAUGUAGAAUCGCGAUUGGAAUCGCUUGACAAAUUGACCGUGAGUCUUGACCAGUCGGACGAUGCAACAAGAGACCCUUCUCCACUAAUCGUAUCUUAUGCUCAUUUUGAUCUCCUUUUGGCUUGGACCAUUGGAUGUUGCUUCGCUUACGGAUCCAUCUGCGAUUCUAUGACGCAGAAUGUUAUUCCCUCUUGGGCAGACAAGAUUGCUCUAGCCACUCGGGGUUUACAGUAUCUCACUGUGGCUGUUUCCAGAUUCGCCUACGCGGAAUUCCAAUUAAGCCGUGAAGAGGUCAAUUUGAUUCUCCAUGCUCUCUUAUCCGACCAGGCACCGAGCCUUCCAUCCAGCCUAACGGGAACUCCACUAGAUCCUCGCGUACGCGACGCGAUCUCAGACCUCACCCGUCUGUUGAGACAAGUGUAUCCAGCUAGUGCAUUAAUGAACUGUAUUGCAAACGUGCUGCACCAGUGUAUCAGCACUUCUGGGCGUGUAGCCUGUUUACAAGAACUGAUCAGCGUUUUUCCUCUUUACGGUGACACCCGUGGAUCAAAUCUGGGCUUCUCCGUUAAACUAGUUGUCCAGCAGAUCGCCGAUCCUCACGCUGCUGUCCGCCAGUCAGCUCUUGAAUUUUUAAAACUGUCGUAUCGACUUGUCGGACAGAGUUUUUGGGAGUUAGUUGGAUAUUUACAACCGAAAGACAAGCAGCUGUUGGAGCAGCACUUGGGUUCCAAAUGUACUCAAACUACGGAAUCCACUCUCCCAGCUACUCCACUUUUACCGACGAGUCUGAGUCAAACAAAUCCCACAUACUCGUCGCACCUUGCGACUACUGGACCGUCGAAGUUAAGUUCACGUCGAGGACACAGUCCACCUCCGAAACAUGCAUCACCGGCAGCUUUGGCAAUCCUGAUACCGCUUAUACAUGAGCGGAACAAUGUCGAUGCUAGCGCAGCAAGUAGAGCACUUGCAGCCCAGCAAUUGGACUCCGCCCUAUCCUCUUUGGUCAGUCAGCUUGACGUGGUUGGCCUUCGUGCCUCGAAGGACUCUCAACCAGAAAUUGAAGAUGAAACCGCAGUACUCGACAAUGUUAUUCUUGGUGCACUGGUCGACCUAGAAGCGCUUGUCUUGGAUCCACGUACACGUGGCCUUCUAGUUCCAUUCGUCUCAUCUAUUGUGGAUCGCCUCGCCAUCCUCGCGCACGCCUUGGCUAAUGUUGCAAAGAAAUCCGCUGGUCACACUGUAUUUAUCAAUUGUGUGGCUGGACUGCUGGUUGUGUUAUUCGAACAGCCCUUUUUAACUCGCGAGGCUACUGCGGACAACUUGCUCCUUCUUUUGGCCGGUCUUUUUCAAUUGGCAUUAAGUACGUCCACGACGGAGAACGCGAACGCACUUCCGAAUGCGCGCCGUGUAAUGUUCCUGCGUUUGGUGCGCUUCAUACUCACUCGUGUAGAGCCUACGAUAGCUCUGAGCACGGUGCUUCGCUUGUUAUCGUUCACUACGUUUGGAUUAGACUGUUGUACCUCGAAUCCCAUUGUGUUGCAUCGGAGGACCACCACUCGCAGCUCUUCUGCCGGAGGUUCGCCGGAGCACUGUGAGGUGAUUCGGGGACUGGCCUUAUGUGACCGCAUUCGCCAGCUAACCUUGGCCCAGCUGGAUGCUCAGAUAUCGGAGUUCAACCAUAACGCUACGCGUAUUGGUUACGCUGUCGUAUUGCCCAUGCUUGAAAGUCUUUUUAAACUGCUCAAGCCACCUGAGACGGGAAACAAAGACAAAGGUCGUCGGAAAUCGGUGCCUUCCGAUGUGCGUGCUUACAUUCGGGCCUUGGUAGUUACUGCCUACGCCCGAUUCGGACCAAAGUUAUCCACAGAAACUGCGCAGAUCGUCGGCCAAAAAUCUUCGCUGCUCUCUUACCUGAGCGAAUUGGAGAAACUGAUGCCUCAUGCCCCCUAUCCUCAUUGUAUUCCAAACAAAAUCAUUAACUGGUAG
Molecule: messenger RNA, 4179 nt
Organism: Dicrocoelium dendriticum
Lineage: Eukaryota; Metazoa; Platyhelminthes; Trematoda; Plagiorchiida; Dicrocoeliidae
Source: the annotation of a GenBank genome assembly